Messenger RNA from Seminavis robusta, 630 nucleotides. The record is from the annotation of a GenBank genome assembly. Lineage: Eukaryota; Bacillariophyta; Bacillariophyceae; Naviculales; Naviculaceae.
AUGUCCAUUGAGCGUACCACCGAAUUGGCAAGGCUUCGACAUAAUAACAACAACAACAGCAAUAGACACACCAACCACAACAACACGACCAUGACCAGUGCUCCCUACAAAGAUAACGACGAUCUAGGUUCGGAUACCUCGAGCACCGGUUCCUCCAGUUCAUCCGACGAUAAACCAUCCUCGCGGAAUAGAUCGAGUAGUGCCAGUGCUGCCACGUCUUCUCUCUUUGGACAGCAAAAACAACAGCAACAACAUCAAGAAUCAUACCACGAAAACGAUGAUGAUUACGACGACGAUCAAAAAGGAUUGUUGUCCAAUAUGGUCGGCAGUCGAAAAGAACGAGGCUACUAUGAUGAUAACUACGACGAUGACAUUGACGGCAGUAAGAAGCCAGAAGCCUCGCAAAAACAACAAAAACGACAACAACGACGCAAAGUGGCCGCCGGAGUUGCCGGAGCGGCGGCGGGAUUGGUCAUGCUAGGACCUUGUACGGCUGUAGCGGCAGGAGUUGCGGGAGCCUAUCUCAUUCGUCGAUUUGAUAAGAAAAAGCAACAAGAAGCCAAAGAAAAUACCAACAGCAGCGAACACGAACUCGCAUCCUUGAUAUCGCCUUCCAGAGCGGAAGUUUGA